CUUGGUCGGCUCCGCGACCUCUGCUUCGCUCGGUCACACACCCCCACCAACUCCGACGGCGAUAAUGCUCCUCGUCGACGGCGAGCCCGUCCCCUGCUCCACCCCCGAGGGGAGCAGCGGGAGGGAGCUCGUGGCGGCGCUCAUGGGGAACCCCGGGCUGCGCGCCGCGUCCGAGCGGCUCAGGGCCGCGCCGGAGAGGCGGGUCCCGUCGGGGCCGGAGGGGCCCAGGCACGUGUACGUGUUCCAGCGGGAGUACGCCACGGUCGAUCCGGCGCGCGUCGAGUUAGUGGGCACAGAUGAGAUGACUACAUGUGUGGGUGUUGCGAUUCGCAACAACAAGACUGGAAUGACUUCCAUUAGCCAUAUGGACUUCCCAAAGAUUGUAGAAGGAGGAUUCAAACAGAUGCUAGAAUUACUUGGUGAUGACGACGAACCAUUUGAUGUUCACCUGAUUGGUGGCUUCGAUGAUGCUUCUACAAAGGUAGUCUAUUCUUCUGGAGGAAAGCACAGCAUACAGGAAGGAUACUCCCAUCCACUUUGUUGCAAGAUAGUUGAAGUGCUGCAUAAAUCCCAGCAACGGUUCCACCUCCGGUCUUUCUGUGUCCUUGGGAUCAACACUAUGACUGAUUCUUACGGGAAUGCACGACCCAUAGUUGGUGGAUUUGUGAUGCAAACAUCAUCGGGAGUUGUUACUCCUGCAAGCUUUGACAUCACUUCAAGGUGUCCUGAUGAAAUAGUCAGAAGAAUUCGUGUGAGUGUUUCUUCUUAUGAUCCAAAUUGGCGAGGAAAGUUACUGGAGACUUACGACACACAUGCUGAUAUUUUCCAAAUUGCCCCUGCCUGCUGGAUGCCAGAUUGGGCAGAAAUGGCAUCCUCACUUAACCAGCUUUCAGACUCUGAAGUCCUGCUUCAAUGCUCCACCUCUCCAGCUGCAGAACCACCUCAUUUUGUGGAAACUGAGAGAAGGAUAUGGAAAUACUUGAUCGAGAACCCAGACUGGGAAGAUGCAUUUCCAAAGUACAAGCCCCGGGUCUUCCACUGGACGAAUGAUGGCAGGUGGUCAAGGCACUCUUAGCAUCAUCCUUUUCCUGUCUUGUCAUCCAUUGGUGCUCUACAAGCGGAGCAGUGACAGAUUAUGGUCACACCAGCACUUAUAUGAUCCCAUUCAUUUCGUCCAUUUCCAUACGCCUUUCAUCUUCAGUUAUCUCAUGCAUUAGCC
This is a messenger RNA of Triticum dicoccoides, 1219 nucleotides long. RefSeq names its product protein N-terminal asparagine amidohydrolase-like. NCBI's taxonomy places the organism in Eukaryota, Viridiplantae, Streptophyta, Magnoliopsida, Poales, Poaceae. Gene Ontology annotation, cellular component: nucleus. Bases 65 to 1075 code for a protein of 336 amino acids. Gene Ontology annotation, molecular function: protein-N-terminal asparagine amidohydrolase activity. The record is from RefSeq and is a predicted model, not a curated record. The transcript is spliced from 9 exons. Gene Ontology annotation, biological process: ubiquitin-dependent protein catabolic process.